ACGAUAAACUGAGCUCCUCGAAACUCAACAGCUGGUUUCUCAUACCUUUCCAGUGUACGAUUUAACUGGAUCAAUUUCAACCGAAUUUUUCCCCAAAACCCAAAUUCAAUUUUCCUCCGUGUAAUUCGCCAAAGUGAAAAAAUUCUCAAAAGUGCAAUAAAUAAUCCGAAUUUGUGAUUUUCUCCCGAACCAAAUUGGGUCAAUGGAAAUUAGGAAUACGCUUGAUAUUCCCUGACUUCCUCGAAAUUUUCUUCGCUUUUCCCCACAUUGUCGCAGGUGUGAAAAGGUGUGAAAUAAUAGAAGAAAAAUCGGGUUUCUAACCUCAAAAAUUCGCAAGGAUUUUUUUCUCGCGAAAACAAAAAGAGCAGCUGUUGGGGAAAAAGAUGUGUUGCCAUAUUUUUUUUCAAAGUCAAAUAUAGGCGGAAAAAAUUGGAAAAAAUCAUCCGACGGUUGAAAAAUGAAGUGAGAGAAUAAAUGCAUUUCCUGCGGGGGAGAGUUCGUUUAGUGACGGAUGGAAAUCUGAAGAUUCGCUCGUUUGAGGUUAUUUUUUGAAAGUGGAAAAAUGACUGACAGACUGGGAUUAGGUCCUGAGGUCCGGGAAUUAAAAUUGGGACCGACUUUUACAAAUAAUAAGUCGACUGCUUUCCAUACUCUCAAGUAUGACUUUAAGCCAGCGAGUGUGGAUGUCUCUAAAAUAGCAAGGGUGGAUGUAAAAGCGGACCACACAAUAUCUGUAACGGUGCCGCAUUUAGAUGGCGCUGGAAUUCCUCACACAGUUUUUAAGGGGUCCACAAGAUCUUACAAUAAGGAAUGUGUUUUGAUAAUUGAUCGAGUGACUGGCGAAGUCACUCUCGAGAAAUUAUCCUCAAACAUUCAAGUCAAAAAGACUCGGACUGAAACAAAGUCUCAGCCUCACUUAAGUGUUCCUGCCUCCAAUUCAGGAGCGAGACCAAAUACUCCCGUAGAAGUUUUAAGAACCAGUCCAACGCACGGAAGAAAUAAAAGCAGAACUAAAGUGUCGACUGGGAAAAAAAGAGAGCCUACAGUCCAAUUACAUCCAAAGCCACACAGUCCAUUUAGAGUAUCGCCUUAUCACGGGAAAAGUCCUUCUAGUAAUCACAUCAAUCAUUCUCCAGCACAACCCUCGUCGCAGUCGACUUUGGCAAGUCUUCCGAUGAUUGGUUUUGACACUGACGAUUUUUCUAUUACUCCCCCUGUUCCGAUUCCACCUCCGGCUCCACGACCCGCCACAACUAUUCCCCACAAACCCUUGACUUUCCCAAAACCACCUGAACAACCUCCAAAGAAUGAAGCACCUCCGAGCGACUCAUCGUCGAGCAGCUCCAGUUCUGACAGUUCUGACAGCGAUUCGGAUGCAGAAAAAAUUCCGGUUCCACCUGCAAAUGGUUUAGCGAAUGGCAUGACGUCUCCUUUGCUGAUGCCAGAUAUUCUCUUAAAUGACGAUCUUCAGCUUUCAGAAUCCGAAUCUGAUAGCGAUUAACGAUAACGAGGCAUUCCGAAGUUUCUAUUUAUCUAAACGAGAGAUUCUCAACAAUAAAAAUUAAUAUUGAACGAGUCGAUAUUAAUUAUUUAACAUCACUGUCGUCCAGUUUUCUUUAUUGAAAUGAGUGCGUACAAGAAAAAAAAAAAAAAAAAAAAACGAAAAUGAAAAUGAAAAAGACUCACUUGAGGUUAGAUUGGAGAGAAUUCACGAUGUCGAUUUUAAUCGAUUGAUAUCGAAUUCAGCGAGAAGUCGACACUUGAAAAGAGUUCCUUGGAGUGCAAGUAGAACUUGUUAAAAGGUGUUAGGGCUUUUUUUAAUAAUUAUUUUUAAAACUAUAUAUACUCUGUGCUGUGUGAGCUCAAAUCCUCGCGAGGAAUAAAAAAAAACUUUCC
Belonocnema kinseyi is the source of this 1896-nucleotide messenger RNA. RefSeq names its product ell-associated factor Eaf (gene Eaf). The transcript is spliced from 5 exons. Lineage: Eukaryota; Metazoa; Arthropoda; Insecta; Hymenoptera; Cynipidae. The record is from RefSeq and is a predicted model, not a curated record. Gene Ontology annotation, biological process: positive regulation of DNA-templated transcription; regulation of transcription elongation by RNA polymerase II. Gene Ontology annotation, cellular component: super elongation complex. Gene Ontology annotation, molecular function: transcription elongation factor activity. The coding region runs from base 563 to 1501 and encodes 312 amino acids.